This is a messenger RNA of Sycon ciliatum, 3096 nucleotides long. RefSeq lists its product as uncharacterized. NCBI's taxonomy places the organism in Eukaryota, Metazoa, Porifera, Calcarea, Leucosolenida, Sycettidae. Gene Ontology annotation, molecular function: DNA binding. Gene Ontology annotation, biological process: regulation of DNA-templated transcription. The transcript has 10 exons. Bases 275 to 1861 code for a protein of 528 amino acids. The record is from RefSeq and is a predicted model, not a curated record.
UAGUAUAGUCCUUAUCAUAGUGGUUCGGAAAAAUCAGGAGAAGUCUCUGAGUUGCGGCACGCUGUUUGUUGCUUGACGUGUAGCGGAGCGACGACACCAAGCAAUCUUACUUCGCAUUGUUGCUCGAGUGGAUUGGAGGUAUUCCGUCAACACACUUGCGCUCCAGCAGGAGGCAGCUAGCGCCCUGUGGUUCUGAAGGAUUAGUUCGCUGCAGCUGCAUACCUGAGACUGAGCGCAGUUAGGAAGUAAUUGUGUCGGUGUGUCCCGGAUCAUUAUGGUGAUCUCGCACGGCAAAUGCAGCCACGAGCUGUUUCCGCUAUUGAAACUGUUAGCCGACAGUCACGAUCGCAUUCCCGGACAGGAUCACCCUGAAGUCAUGCACGAUAAAGUGGAAAGCCUCCUUCGUCUCGAGCUGGGCAAGUACGAUGAUACUGGCAUACAUGCUCCGCAGGUCGAGGAAGAGAUGGAUGUCACAACCCAAGCUAUACUGGGUGAGAUGUCAACAGCGCUGGAUAACUGCAGAAUAUUGCUCGAUCUUCGCAAGCAAUGUGAGAGAUUUAAGCAACAGCAGAUCUGUCGCAUCGAGAAAGAAUUCCUGGAGCUGUCCAAUUCUAUCUUCAGUGAUUUGAGUCCGCUGCCAGCGCCGCUAUGUCAGCCGCAAGGAGGUCGUUGUAUGCGCGAAACCGCAGCGGAGGAGACCAGAUCUGUAGUGGCGGGGAAGAGAUCAGCUGAUUUAUUGGAGAACCGGCCCAGUCAAUUACAGCUCCAUGCUAAAGUUGAUAACGUGAGCAGUUCCAGUGGACCGCCCGCUAAGAGAAGGAUCUGUGCAAGCCAUAGUCUGGAUGGCAGGCAACGGGCUGAAGUUACCAAUGAUGAAAGUGCUGAUGACACCAGUGUAUCCAGAUGCAAAGAGGGAAGUCCCCCGGAUGGAGAGCUGGCACUGAUCUCGUCAAGUUCCGACAAUGACCACAGUGGCAUGAAACCAAAGUUCCGACAUCCACCAGCAGUCACCGGCUACUUGAAAGAGUGGUACCGCAAAAACGCGGAGAACCCAUACCCUACAGGUCAGGAAAAGGAUACUCUUAUUUCCCAACUACAGGAGAAGUUUGGUUUUACGAUGACCAAACAGCAGCUUGAGAACUGGUUUAUUAAUCAGCGUCGGAGAGUUCCGGAUGGUCCCAAUCGGUCAAGGCUAGGAUCAGUUGGCCAGUCAGCGGCUGAAUCCAGCACAGCGUGCACAGCAGUAUCAUCAACCUCAACCAUGCAGACCGGUAAUUCACAGAGCCAGCUGAGCAGCCACACACCAACUUCCAUCCAGUCGCCAGAGACGGUCACUAACACAGCGCUCAGUUCUGUUCAGCAACAGAUGAUGUUGCCACACCAGCAGAAUUUGGACAGCCAGGUGACAAGCACACUGGCAUCAGGGUCCAUCUUGCAGUCACCGGCAACCAACACUGGUGCUCCCAUCAUCUUGACCACCGAGAAACCUGGAGUUGCAAAGAGUAGCAUAGCCAUUGCUGCUCCACAGCAAGUCCUAUUAUUGACCCCUGCUCCUCAACCUGCUAGCACACAGCCCGCAGUCCUAUCAGCACUGUCACCACCGUCCCUUCUUCCACCAGUGUCAGGUAUCACGGUAGUAUCACCAGCAGCUAUACCGGUGGCACCUUCUCCUCUGCACAUGGUGUUCCCAUCAGCUGGGACAUAUGCCUGCACGCAAAACCCUAUGCCAGAAGUCAACCGUGUGUCCCACCCUCAGCCAAUCCACCAACAAGGCUACCAGGGUGCUACAACCCUUGUGUACCCAGUGACUGACAAUAGCCCUCAUGCCAAGCUCAACAGCCAACACAAGUCAACGCGAUAACUAGUUUAUCACAGCCAGCUCGGAGCACAAGCCACACAACACUGUCAGCUACAACGCAACCCGGCAGUCAACCAGUCAACCUUAUCAACUGCAACUACCCGUGGGUGAACAAAACCGCAGCAGCAGGUACGGACCACCCAAGACCUCCUCGACUAGCCGCAAGCGUUCCCGAUUGGGUGAUGCAGACCAUGUAAGCAAAGCUUACAACUUCCGACAGUGUGACACUGCAUUUCUAGAAGCUAUAGUUCAGCAACCUGUCUCUGCUAUCCAGCAUUGCGGCAAUUGCACCCGUCUCUUCUAGCCAGCACUGGCACAAUUGCACCUGUCUCUACUAGCCAACACUGUCGCAAUUGCAACUAGUUCCACUGCACUGUACAAGUGGCCUGCAAGGACACUCACUCUUCAAGAAUUCCUGGUAUCAUCGUGAGUCAGAAAUGCCUGUCUGAUUCCUACUCCCUGUGACAAUAUUCGUCUAAAAGUCCCGUUCAUGCAUAUGCUCCUGGGGCUUUAUAGUUAUUCUUAGUUGUAGGACUGGUUCUUAUGUAGAACACAGCUCAUCAUCAUCACGGUAUUUUCCUAGGUGUGUAAUUGUCUGUGAUGUGUCACCAAUGCGGCACAACGCUACAGUAACUAGUUACUCUGUAUUGCUAUCCUGUGUUAGAUUCACGAAGCCUGCGGUAUCUAUCCUACUUAGCCGGAUUUGUGAUGCGUGCGCUUUUUUCGAGACAGGUAUCACUGCAAUGGUUUUAGUUCCCAACCUGUGGUGUUUCCCGCUCUCUUUCCUCUCGUUCUUGCUCUCUUGCCAUCCCGCCUCGGUCAGCCAAUCAAGGAUUUUCAUAGUUUGCUCUUGCGCGUGCACACGACUCAUGUGUAGGGAAUUUUAAACUUACCAUGGUCAAUGCAAUACAACUUUUGAGUGCCAUUAAACUUAGCCUCUACACAAUAAUCCCUACAUUCAUCACAUUGAAUUAUCACCAAGAAUACAAAAUGCAUGCCUUACAAAUACAAUGCUGGUGAAUCUCUAUGCAUUGCCCAAUACAAUGGCAUGGACCAGUAGAUACUUCCUUUGCCACAAUCGGCUCUAACCCGCUGCACCCCUGACUAAACGGCACAGGCUAUAAAUUAAUAUUCAACUUGUCACUGCUCUAGUACUGGUAGACUCUACUCGGCUUUGUAUUGCCAUAUUCAACUUGUCACUUGUCCGACUACUACACAUGCAGCUUUACUUUGACUGA